Scophthalmus maximus (turbot) is the source of this 4248-nucleotide messenger RNA. RefSeq names its product insulin-degrading enzyme (gene ide). Gene Ontology annotation, biological process: peptide catabolic process. Gene Ontology annotation, molecular function: metal ion binding; metalloendopeptidase activity. The coding region runs from base 176 to 3223 and encodes 1015 amino acids. The transcript has 25 exons. Gene Ontology annotation, cellular component: mitochondrion; cytosol; peroxisomal matrix. NCBI's taxonomy places the organism in Eukaryota, Metazoa, Chordata, Actinopteri, Pleuronectiformes, Scophthalmidae. The record is from RefSeq and is a predicted model, not a curated record.
UAAACGUUAAGUCUGUAACUAAUCAAUAAUAUUUGUCGCGAAUGCACGCUCCGGUCACAUAAUUUAUUGAAGAAUUGGUCCAUGUUCGGUAACGCUCGGCUCCGCGUUCGAUUGCUUGAGUCUAUUCCAAGAUGGCGCUGUGAAAGCCGAGGUUUGUUUUCCAUGGGUGUAAAGUAUGUUUAAGUGCAUUAACCGAACGGCCCAGUGUACCAGAUACCUCCAGGCAGCACGAACCGGUUUCUGUACCAACCAAGAUUUUAGGCUGGUGUCAUCCUUGCAACUCAGAAUGACCGACCCGGCUGUGAAGAGGGUUGUUGGUGACAUAAUUCGCUCUCCCGAGGACAAGCGGGUUUACAGGGCCCUGGAGUUUACCAAUGGCCUGAAGGCCAUGCUCGUCAGUGACCCAACAACAGACAAAUCCUCAGCUGCUUUGGAUGUCCACAUAGGUUCAUUAUCGGACCCAGGGAAUAUCGCGGGCAUUGCACACUUUUGUGAGCACAUGCUCUUCCUGGGAACGAAGAAGUAUCCCAAGGAAAACGAGUACAGCCAGUUCCUCAGUGAGCAUGCAGGCAGCUCCAAUGCCUUUACCAGUGGAGAGCACACCAACUAUUACUUUGAUGUGUCCCAUGAGCACUUGGAAGGAGCACUAGAUAGGUUUGCCCAGUUCUUCCUGUGCCCGCUGUUUGAUGAGAGCUGCAAGGACCGAGAGGUGAACGCUGUGGACUCGGAGCACGAGAAGAACCUCAUGAAUGAUGCAUGGAGGCUGUUUCAGUUGGAGAAGGCCACUGGCAACCCUAACCAUCCCUUCAGUAAAUUUGGAACAGGUAACAAGUUGACCCUUGAGACCAGACCAUCCAAGGAUGGAAUUGACAUCCGUCAAGAGCUCCUGCAGUUUCACUCCACAUAUUACUCCUCUAACCUCAUGGGGCUGUGUGUGUUGGGGAGAGAAUCAUUAGAUGAUUUGACCUCCAUGGUGGUUAAGCUGUUUGGAGAAGUGGAGAACAAGAGCGUCCCUCUGCCUGAAUUCCCAGAGCAUCCCUUCCAGGAGGAGCACCUCAGACAAUUCUACAAAGUGGUGCCAAUCAAGGACAUCAGGAACCUCUAUGUGACUUUCCCGAUCUCGGACCUCCAGAAGUACUACAAGUCUAACCCAGGACAUUAUCUAGGGCAUCUGAUUGGACACGAAGGACCUGGAAGUUUGCUGUCCGAGCUGAAAUCUAAAGGCUGGGUGAACACACUUGUUGGAGGGCAAAAAGAAGGAGCCAGAGGAUUCAUGUUCUUCAUCAUCAAUGUGGACUUGACUGAAGAGGGCCUUUUACACGUUGAGGACAUCAUCUUCCACAUGUUCCAAUACAUCCAGAAACUGCGUACUGAGGGACCUCAGGAGUGGGUGUUCGAGGAGUGCAAGGAUUUAAACAAAGUGGCCUUCAGGUUCAAGGACAAGGAGCGACCCCGUGGCUACACCUCUAAAGUGGCUGGUUUACUACAUUACUACCCUCUUGAAGAGGUGCUAGCAGCAGAGUACCUUCUGGAGGACUUCAGACCAGAUCUGAUUGAGAUGGUGCUGGACAAGCUUAGACCAGAACACGUCAGAGUUGCAGUUGUGUCAAAGUCAUUUGAAGGUCAAACUGACAAGACAGAAGAAUGGUAUGGCACACAGUACAAACAGGAGGCCAUCUCCGAAGAGACCAUCAAGAAAUGGGGAAAUGCAGACCUCAACGGGAAGUUCAAGUUGCCCAUGAAAAACGAGUUCAUCCCAACCAACUUCGAGAUCUACCCUCUUGAGAAAGAUUCUCCGUCAGUCCCCACUUUGAUCAAGGACACUGCCAUGAGCAAAGUGUGGUUCAAGCAGGACGACAAGUUCUUCCUGCCCAAGGCAUGCCUGAACUUUGAGUUCUUCAGUCGCUACCUAUACACUGAUCCCCUGCACUGCAACAUGACCUACUUGUUACUCAGGUUACUGAAGGAUGAUUUGAAAGAGUAUACAUAUGCAGCCAGCCUGGCCGGGCUGGUGUAUGGCGUAGCCUCAGGGAUGAAUGCCAUCCUCCUGUCUGUCAAAGGUUACAAUGACAAACAGCACAUCCUGCUGAAGAAGAUCAUUGAGAAAAUGGCCACAUUUGAGGUCGACGAGAAGCGAUUUGACAUCAUCAAGGAAGCGUACAUGAGGUCUUUGAUUAACUUCAGAGCCGAGCAGCCUCACCAGCACGCCAUGUACUACCUCCGUCUACUAAUGACUGAGGUUGCUUGGACCAAAGAUGAGCUCAGAGAGGCUCUGGAUGAUGUAACUCUUCUGCGCCUCAAGGCCUUCCUACCUCAGCUAUUGUCACGGUUACAUAUUGAAACCCUUCUCCAUGGAAACAUCACCAAGGAGUCGGCUCUUGGCAUGAUGCAAAUGGUGGAGGACACGCUCAUUGAGCACGCUCACACGAAGCCCCUCCUCCCGAGCCAACUGAUUCGCUACAGAGAGGUGCAGGUUCCAGACGGUGGCUGGUAUGUUUAUCAGCAAAGGAACGAGGUGCACAACAACUGCGGCAUUGAGAUCUACUACCAGACGGACAUGCAGACGACCCACGACAACAUGCUGCUGGAGCUGUUCUGUCAGAUCAUCUCGGAGCCCUGCUUCAACACCCUGAGAACCAAAGAACAGCUGGGCUAUAUUGUGUUCAGCGGGCCCCGGCGGGCCAACGGUGUCCAGGGGCUGCGUUUCAUCAUCCAGUCGGAGAAGGCACCCCACUACCUGGAGAGCCGCGUGGAGGCGUUCCUCUGCACCAUGGAGAAGGCUGUGGAAGAGAUGAACGAUGAAGCCUUCCAGAAACACAUCCAGGCCCUGGCCAUCCGCCGCCUGGACAAGCCCAAGAAGCUGUCUGCCGAGUGCGCCAAGUACUGGGGAGAGAUCAUCUCUCAGCAGUAUAAUUUCGACAGAGAUAACAUUGAAGUGGGAUAUCUGAAGACUCUGACAAAAGAAAACGUGAUACAGUUCUAUACAGAUCGUCUGACAGUCGGCGCCCAGAAGAGACACAAGGUGUCUGUGCACGUCCUGUCCAGAGAGAUGGACUCCUGUCCAAUCGUGGGAGAGUUCCCCGCUCAGAACGAUGUCAACCUGGCCCCUGCUCCUUCCCUGCCUCAGCCCACGUUGGUUCAGGACAUGACGGAGUUCAAGAGGAGUCUGCCUCUGUUCCCGCUGGUCAAGCCUCACAUCAACUUCAUGGCUGCUAAACUGUGAGCGAAGGCCCGCAGGUGGAGGCGCAGCAGCACGGGGGCACCCCACCACCACCACUGUCCCGUCAGGAAGACUCCAAUCUGACUGAACCUGCAUGAGUAUGAGUGUGUGUGUGUGUGUGUGUGUGUGUGUGUGUGUGUGUGUGUGUGUGUGUGUGUGUGUGUGUGUGUGUGUGUGUGUGUGUGUGUGUGUGUGUGUGUGUGUGUGUGUGUGUGUGUGUGUGUGUGUGUGUGUGUGUGUGUGUGUGUGUGUGUGUGUGUGUGUUUUAAUCGCAGCGUUAGCUGUGAGGCGUCGACGUAGCUGUGACUAACAGUCGAGAGUCACGUCCGACUCGCCUCAUGUUCAAGCCUCCUGACGGAAAAGCGACACUCACCUGCGUCACGGAAACCAUGUAGGUUGUUGUAGAGGAAAAUAGAAACAACCUUAAAAAAGAAAAAAAUAAAGACGAGGGUCAGAUCCCUUUUUUUUUUUUUGGAAAAGGAAGUUGUUCUGCAGAAGCUUCACAUUAGGAGACGUUUUAUUUGGAUUAUUCAGAGACGUGCUGCUGUGAGAGUGGAGAGCUGGUGUGUUGUGAUUAACUGCAUAGACGUUUGAUGACGGUGGCUCCAUGAAGGUGUUUUUCUUUUAUUCGUCGGACUGCUAAUGUUUAUGCCACGUGGCUGUUGGAGGCGCGGCGACUCUCCCGAAAAAUUCGGUCCAGCGUAACAUUUUAUUCAAAUUUCUGCAGAGCGUUGGUGCGGAUUUAAUCCUUUCACUAUUUGACUCUUUUUUUUUGUUUGUUUUUAGUUUUUUGGGAAACUGGUAAAAUGUUGGGAGCCGUUGAGGAGCAGUUUUUAACAGAAUCAGACCUGUGAGAAUGGAUUUUUAUUGCAUUUUACAGUAGUGUGUAAUUCAGACAUCUCAGGGGAACCUCCAUGCUGUUUUGUUUUUUCCCCCAUUGAAUUUUAUUUCGUAAAAUCAUUAAAAUACAAAACAACUAUCAGUCUGUCAUCUAUGUUGGUUCUAUUCACUAAAUGUGAUCAAAUCCU